GGUCGGUUUCUUCAUGUUAUUGUGAUCCUGUCAGUAAAGGCAGCUCAGGGAGAGUUGCCAUAUUACCCUAACACGAACGUGACUUGGAAGGUUAGUUCGAUGUUUUACUCACCCUUUGUACGUGUUUGCAACAAUUCAUGUUUAAAUUAGCUUUAAUAUCACAUAGGGUCCAUCUGUAUGUAUUGCGAAUGUCAGCUAAUAACAUGUUUAGCUAUUAUUCGUCAAUACCUGUUAGCUCAGGUUUAAGUGACUUUAACGUGCACUAAGAUUAAAAAUGGUAAGUGUCACACUCGCCGUGUUGCAUUAGUGUUUGAUGUUGGAUUAACGUGUGAACAAACCAGCUAAAAAAACAGCCGUUUGUUUGUCUAAGUUUUAUGCUUGUGUGUGUUUUUUCCACAGAGACGUCGUUACGUAACGCUUCACGGUUGUUAUUUCAGAGGGAACGUCAGUUUGUCAGGUCGACUACCGAACGACUACAGCGGAAUUGCACGACCACAGCCGACCUUGUCUGCAUUACAACUUUAAAGAUAACGACGAGCUGACACUAAAAGAAGGUAUGACUGCAAAAUAAGCUAAACAAGGCUUCCUAACAAGGAGGAGUAUAUUAGCGUUUUUGAACGCUCCAGUAUCACAACAUUAGCAACGGCCCAAACAGGCUGCUGUGUGUUUGUGCUAACUGCUAACUUUCAAAGUAGCCAACGUUCUCGUCCAAACGUGAAUUUCAAACAAGCUCCUGUACAAAUGAACUGAGAGUUUUGAAUUGUAUUCGACAAAAACUUGCAUAUGAGUGAAAUUAAAGGAAAGUGAGGUACAAAGUACAAGCAUACAAUAUAUUCUUCUUUUAGUAAACUUUUACAUUUUCAGUUUAUGUUGACCUGGUUGAACAGGUGAGCAGUUGGUCAGGACACAUAAAUACUUGAAGGUUUAGUGGGGGGUUUGUGGUAUACAAGAGUUCACAAUACUGAAGGGUGUGUACUGAAUAUUUUGCUCCUCCCAUGCUUGUUAAUGGAGAGAGCAGAAUAUGAGAGUAACCUUAUAACACACACUGGUACACCUGCAUCACCCACCACGUCUUUUAUUUAAGUAUAGUUAUCAUCUUAUCAUGUAAACAAAGUUGUAAAUUUAGGAUAAUCACGAGAGUUGUGGGAGAGCCGUUGUUUUGGAUUGUAUUGGAUUUACCAGGGGUUCAUGAUGUUAUGGCUGGUUAGUGUAGAUUUGUUCUGUGUUUUGAGAUCAUUUUGAAACUUAUGUGACCUUCAUUUAACCUGUACUGAACUCUCAUGGACAUCUACAGUAUAUCAGAAAAACACAAUUAUAGGGUUUUAGCUUUACAUUUCUACAUUUGUAAUGAAUAUAAUAUUCAUGUUUUUUUAAUCCUGAACAGUGUAAAUACAGGUGGAGAGGGGCUGUAGGCAGAACAAUGGCUACAGUGCAUCACCCAGGAUACCCACUCAGCGACACACUGUACUGGGAUGAAUCUGAAUGCCUCAACUACUACGGGAUGUUGUCCCUCCAUGAGGUUUUUGAAAUAGUUGGUUCUCAGUUGACAGAGACUGAUAUUGAGGUCUUGUCAUUCCUCCUGAAUGAAACAUGUCAUGUCUCACACCCACUUGACCCAGUAGGCUGGACAGUCGAGCCCUGUGAGGGCAUUCCAGAUGUCUUGGGUGUGGCCCCAAGUCCUGCAUUACUAAAGGCCUGGAGGAGGUUAAAGCCUCACAACUCCCAGGGUCCUACAUUUGCCCAGUUUAAGCCCAAGAGUGGCCUUGAGCUUUUGUUAGAACUGGAGAAGUAUGGAUACCUCAGUGAUGGCAACCUGGAGCCACUCCUGCAACUACUGAGAGUCCUUACUCGGCAUGAUCUGCUCCCUUUAGUGUCCCACAAGAAAAGAAGAACAGGUAAGGUGCUCAUCUUUAUGAGAUUUUCAGAUUGUGUUUAGUGCUUUAGUCAUUUCCUCUCUCAGUCAUAACUGCAUUUCCUCUUCGAUAGUUUCAGCCUAAUGAUGACUACUCUUUCUCAUAAUGCUUUCAGUAUCUCCAGAGAGAGUUGGACUGAGGUAUGGAGGAGAGAACAGAGAUGUGGCGUGUAUUUCUGGAAUGCAACACAGCUGCAGACAAACAGAUAUGCCUCUUCCAUCUUUCACACAGCAAUUAAGAACCGGUUAGUGCAGUUCAGAAAUGCACAGCACAUUAUUGUACUGCUUUAACUAACAGCAUGUUUUUCUUUUGAAGAGACACUCGGACUGACAUGGACAUUUCAUUUAUUCUGUCCUUUUGUUAUGCUCAGAGUUUACAUUGUUUACUUCCUUGUGUGAUAUCAAGAAAACACUCAGUAAUUGAAUUAAGUGUAUUGUUUUCUGGCGGGGGAGUUACUAGUGCAUGAGACAGAAACAGGAAUUGAUAAAAUACUGCAAUUGAUUAUGUCCGUAGUCAACUUGUGUCCUUCUUAACCUAAAAACUAAUUACAACAUCUUAUGUUCUGUCAGGGGUCUACCCUCCUAUGACUGGGUUACCUGCCAGAAGGAGGAGGAAGAAGAGGGGAAAUGGCUGGAGCCGCAAGCCGAAGAAACCACGCAGACAGGGCCAGCCACUGCCACCACCACCACCGCCACCACACAAAAUGUCCUGUGGUAAGUGAAUCACCUGCGUUCUUCCUCGGCUUUCCUCUUAGUUUUCCAUCCCCCGCUUUCCUACUUUCAUCCGGUCAUUUCCUAUCACAAAACAUAAUCACAUCUUUUCAUCAGCCAUAUACCACGCAUAUUUCAACAAUAAUUCAUUGAUAUCUUAUCCAGCAUCACCACAUUUUCUGUUUGUCUCCGUUCCAAUGUUUCUUGAUGUGAAAUCUCAACUUUCAUUAUGGAGUUUUCAAAUGAAGUCUGAGCUGUUUUCGAAAGUUUCUGUUUAAAGAUAUGAUCCUCUGAAAAGCAUAAGGACCUUGCACUCAGGCUCAGCAUAACAUUGUGAAGCAAAAUUGCACAGAUGCAAUAUUACCCCACUCAGGUUGGAAAUGCUCCAUGUAAUCAUCUAAACUUUAGACCUUAAAUAUUAGAUACUAUCCAGACAAUUCAGGGGCCUAUACUACGAAGCAGGAUUUACAGUUAUAGAUACACCUUUAAGGUUAACUUUGAGUUAUUGUUUGUACUUCCUUGACAUCAUUCUUUAGUGUACUAAAUAGUUCUUUCUUGAAUCGUGUUUUCAUGUUUAUGUAUAUCGUCUCCAUAUUGAUCCUGUCAGGGCUGCAGCUGAAAUAAUACAUGUAAAACUGUUAUAAAUGCUGCAAGAAUAAAUCCAAGCUACAAUUAGGUUUCAAGAAAAGAAUGGCAUUAUUUUUGCCUUUUGCAAAUCAAUAAUGGGGAAGUGAUUGACCCCUUCCAAAAUUUAAUUUGAGUAUUUAUGUAUGCAUUUAGGUUAAUUUUAUUCUGGAUUGUGUGUUUAAAUAUUCAAUAUUUUAUAUAAGUUGUUCUGUGUCUAAAAAAUAUGAUGAUCUGAUGGUAAACUUGUUGGUGUUUGUGUUGCUCACACCACCCUGUUCAUGUGAACGCGCUCACAGCUCACUGUAACUUUGGGUUGACUUAUCAGGUUGAUAGCCUGCUUUGUUGGACCACUUAGUGUGAUCGCCUUUGUCAGAGUUAAUUAAACCAGUUAAGUCAAAGAUAUCCAGGGUUUGUUGAACUCGCUUCGUAGUACAGGCCCCAGAUUAGUUCUCUAGUUGUUUUGGAAGCUUUCCACUCAAUCUGUGAACCACCCACAGCACCAGAUUACGUGGACCAAACUUAUGUUCACAGAAACGUCCUAAACUAGAUUUUUCUUUCCUUAUUGGUAGAGGGAGAUUGAGGGGAAACAGUCCUAAACCAGCAAGACUGUAACUGUGUAUUAUAGUAUAAGUAUUAGCUGCCAUUACAACAGCCAAACCAAUACAAUAGAAGGAAUUUGCUUUCCAAAUUAUUAUUUCUACUGUAUACUGUGAAAACUGCAUAAAAUAAAUAUGGCAAGACGUAUUUGCAAGCUAUGGUAGUGGUAUGGGCAGAUAAGGGAAUUAUCCGGUGACUAUAUCAAUUAUUUGUUAAGUUAACUGUGAAGUAUUUGUGAUAAAUGCCUCAACAUAAACUCACCAACAUCAGGAAAGGUAACAAACUUUAGUUAAAAUAAAGUAAAUCUGGUUUUAAACUAUUUUAAUGAACAUUUUAGAUUUUUAAAUAAUUAAGAAAACAAACUAAAAAUCAGUCAAAGGUUUCUGUGAAUGCAUCAUACCAAACGAUCUUUGCCUGAGAUGGUAAAAAUAAUAACACCAUUAUGUCUGCUAUCAGCAGAGACUCUGCACCUUUUACUGUCUUUGCACUUGUUCUGAUUUUUCCAUCUUUGUCUGAUUGACAACUUUAGCGAAAAGUUGUUUUCCAGCAAUCAAAUCAGCUGUGGGACACAAGAUAUUAAAUGCCAUUCAAAAUUGCUUGCCUACCCCUUUCGAUUGACUAUUAUCUCUUCAUUAUUCAGUGUCUCCUUAUCCGCCUUUCCUUUAACAUGCAACAUCAGAGAAAUCCUGUUGCCCUCUCCAUUUCUGAAUGUAGCUCUCUCUCUCUACAUUCUUCUCCUUUCAUUUCACCUUUCAUCUAACCCGUUAGACUUUGUUCAGCUGCAGCUGUACAUAAGAAUGCAAACUGGCAGGUUUUCUCCUAUUCCUUUGUUACUUUUCACUGAAAGACGCUGUCAAGCCAACAUUCGAUGCAGCCCUUACUCUGCUUUGUGGUCAUUCUUGAUACAAAGGUUGUCACAACAGUCGAUGGUUGAACCUCAUGUAUCUUGCUGAGCAGUUCAAAACAAUCUAACUCCACUAAAAGCUGCACUUAAAAAUCAAUGAUCUGUUCAACAUUCGUAGUAUUGCCUUGCUGUAAUCAAUCGCGGCUUGCUCAUCUCUGCAAAGUAAAAUUGGGACAACACUAACAUCAGUUUGCCUUUGUGUGAAGUUUGCAUAGUCAUCCAUGCAGACCUCCUCGCACUUUUCUUUUGAAUGUCCAUCUCUGGUCAAAAAUACAUACUACAACAAGUGUCAGAUGAUCCUGAUUCAAUAUAAGAACCAAAAAGAUCUAACAAGAAAGACAGCUUAUCAAGUUAUUUAGGAUGAGUGAUGUGCCUGUGACAAUGAACAUGUUGCUGUCUUGACUCCACGUUUGAUUCCACCAGGUUGACUCAAGAUUGUGACUCAGAUCGAGUAACCUAAGACACAAAGGAUCGUGGAGACACAGGGGGAGACUGAGGAACAAAACAAAUAAAGUGUGUCACCCUGCUCUGUCCAUACAUACUGCUGUGUGCGUGAUCAACUCAGGCAUGCGCUCUCUCACAAGUCUGGGCCGAUGCCUAAGGUAAAAGAGGCUCUCUCCUCCUGCCACAACAGGGGUCGUUGCAGCCACUUUGCUCUAUAUUCGAUGCUUGUGUAUCACAAUGUAGCCGCCCCGUACCCUGUUCCCUAAUUUGCUCUUUGAAGACCUUCCUGAAAUGUUCUUGAGUGUUGUGCACUGUAGAUGAGACAUAUUCUGGUUUGAAAGUCCUUCCUUAUUUUUGUAUACUGAAAUGAGUUGCUGGAGUAAGAAUCACAAGACUGAGUCUGCAGUAGACUGAAGUGAUUCCAAAAAGUUUCCAGCUGAUGGUCCAGCAAACCAUUUCUGACAGAACUCUUAGUAUAUUUGAUCUCCCUAUGGAGACAAAUUCCUAUUAAAUCUAUUUCAUAUUCCGACAUGUUUUAAGUGGAUAAAGAUCCUGAUUAAUUUGACACAUUUUUACAAACAUAGCCAACUGCUUCACUGUCUUGGCACAAGUGUCCAAGCUUUUACCGCAAAUGAACAGAUAUUGAUACUGACAAACAUUUCUGUUAAUUUUGUUUGACAGCAAUAUUACUAUAAUUUGUCAAUAACUGAUAACAUUUAAGCCCCUACAGCAGAGGUUAAAUAAUAUGUGCUUUGCUGCAGUUUAGCUUCUUUUACUGUUUGAUGUUAUAGAGAAUUGGCUCAUUGUUAUCUCAUACUUUUAGAAACCAAACCAGCCAGUUUACCCUCUGCAACCUACAGUAGAGAGUUAGAUUUGCAGGUCAUAUUAUAGGAGAGAAUAACAAAAUACUAUGAAAACAACAGUGCAAGAUAGGGGUGGGAGAAAAACCGAUACUGCGUAGUAUUGUAUCGCAAUACUCACUGUAUUGCAAAAUGUUAAAAAUCGCAAUAAUAUUGUAUUGUGGCCCAAGUAUCGUGAUAAUAUCGUAUUGAGGGGCCACUAGUGAUUCCCACCCCUAGUGCAAGAGAUAUUUAUUUUUAUUAUUAUUAUCAUUAUUGAUGGCCUUAGAACCUUUUUCCAUGAACAAAAAUUAGGAAACUGAAAGAAUAUUCUUGGGGGAAAUAAAAUGAGCUUUAUAUUCAGAAUAUGGUCCACAUUUAAAAUCUGUCUGUAACCUUCAAUGCCAAAACAGUGAUUUGCUGGACAUGUUUGUGAAAGUGUCACUUAUUGGUGCAUGUUGAAACUAUUUUGGGGCUACUCAAUCUCAUCACAGUAUCUUUAUUACAUUCGCUUGCAAAUAUCUACAUUAAAUUUGAACUGAACUGGUACUUUAAUUCAAACCAGUUCUAGAGUUUUAAGUUGAUAAAAUGUUGAUUUGGCAAAGACAUUCAUCCUUUUAUAAGGACUGGACAUGUAGUCCAUCCAAAGAAUCUGGAAAAAGCUGCUAAAAAAGAGCCAGUACAACCUCAACCCGAGCAGCUCUGAGGAAAAUUACCCAACAGUGCUCUGCUGAAGGAAGCUCCUGCUGUAUCUUAUCUCUGUGCCCCGUGUGAAACCUGGGUGUGUGUUUGUCAAGAGGGGGCAGAGAUAGAUAGGGCAGUUCAGACCAAUGCUGGCCCCUAAGCAUAUAAGCAGACCUCUUUUUUUUGUCAUGAUUCAUCUGUCAGAUCAUUUUCAGUGAAGUGUCGCAAUUACAGUCUGGCAAUGACACUUGCUGUUACAAAUACCCAUAAGGUAUCUGUAGCUUCAAACUCGCGGUGUCUUUUUGCCAUCUAAAUGGGGUGCUUGUGAAGGCCCUUACUUGGUGUAAUGGACAUACAGGACUAACAUUAGAGUUUGAGCUUAAAUAAUGGACUGGUGAAGGUAAGGGUAAUGGUCAUGGUAAGAGAAGUCCCAAGCAUCCCACUUAGACAUUUUGAUAUACAACCUACUAUAGGUACUGUAGUACUAAAGCUAUGUCUGAACUGAUGAUAUUAUCAGCACAAACUGUUGCCCUGACUCAAACCUCAUUAGAAGUAAAGAGUGAGUGCUGUGCCAUGCCUGCUUGAUGUUGAAAAAAACCAACCAAGUCAACCGAUAUCAAACCCACUUGUGCUUGUCUCUUUCUCUCUUUCUCUCCUUUCUGUGUUCGCAGUUCUAAACAGACCAACCUGUGUGUCAGGAAAACAGUAUCCUCACACAAUGAGAGGGAGAGAACGAACAAUAAUGCUCAAACUACGCAAAAUGGUAGAGCGAGUGAUUUUUGUCCAUGAGGAAAAGAGAGAGUUCUGUCUGCGCGACUCUCAAUACUCCCCUAACUCUCCACUCUCUCGGUCAGUCAUUCAGCAGAAAAACGGAUCGAUAAAGAGUUGAAGCUCUUCGUACCAAGUGACUCCUCGUAAAUGGGUACUUAAACUUUUUUUGUGGGGGAGGAGGGGUGGGAUGGAGGAAGCCAAACGGGCUUGGUGUUUAAAGUGAGAAAAUGAAAGCUGUGCUUCCUAAUGUCCUGUCUAAGUGGAUGUCUCUGUGUCUGAUGAAGCGUGAAGUGCUCUGUAACCCUAACAAAAUGACUAUCAUUGUGUUCCUCUGGUUUUAAAUGGCCUCCUUCUCAGUGCCCCUAUCUCUACCUCCAUCCCUCUCAGUAUGAAACGGGGAGGCAGAAAUGGAGGCCAUCCAUAAAUACCGUAAUUGCAUGAAGGGCAGGUGUUUAUCAUAGCCACAGCCAUCACACAGUGUAAUGAUCCAAAAGGUCGACUGUUAACAGUGCUUUAACUCCAUAUUUUGCUGAGUCCAUAUUGAACAUUGUGUGAGACAGCAAAGUGUUAGGUGAUAUGUAGCCCUCUGCUUCCCCCUUUUAAAAUUGGUGCCAUAUUUGACAUUUUGUGAAUAUAUCAAAAAUGGAAUACUAAAAAACAUCCUGUCACAGCUGAUUUGUUGAUAUGCCUGCAAGGACAUUUUACAACAAAAUGUUUUUGACCACAGACCUUUGAAAUUUUUUAAGUGUUAUUGUUUUGCAACAUUGAAUCACAGUGGAUGCUUUUUGACACUGAUCACAGAUAAAGACUUUGUCUGAGCGCUUCAGUGAGUUAUUGUCCUGAACUAUAAAUCUGUCACAGUUUUCUGGGAGGCUGCAGCAGCUUUUCUCCUCCAGGGUUUUACUGUAUUUUGCUACAUUCAAUUUACCCACUACCUUCUCAAGCAAUACAGGCUCUGCUGCAGAGAAGCACCCCUGUGGCAUGGUGCUGCCAACCACCGUGCUUUGUAUUGAGGUUAGUUUAUUUCUGUUGGUGAGCUGUCGUUGGUUUAUGUCAAAGUAAAAAGACAAAAUUCAUUCUCAGAAUUUCCUUUUGGCAGACACAAGGCGACCCCGACUGGCUCGCUCUGCAUCUGGGAAACAGUCAAAUGAACAGCAUCUCCCAUGUCAGCUUCUAGAUUUUGUUUGGCCUAUUUGUGACCAUCUCCACUAGGCACUCCAUUACUGAAUAUAAUCAAGUCAUGAAUUAGGGAGUCUAUUGCUCAGACAGACUUUUCUUCAAACAAUCCACUGCUAAUCAGUGUUCUAAGACAAUAAAACUCCCAAAACAGGAGUGAAUACUUGGUAUUGGCACUUUUUGUCCUCUAAGGACAGGAAUAAUCUUUUUAUUGUAUAAAUCUUUUUUGUAUUGUUAAUGGAUUGAACUGAAAAAAGAGCUACAUCUCAAUUUUUUUUCACUUACCUGAGAGAUUUGUUGAGAGAGUCAUUGUAAGAAAAAAUCUAAUGUCUAAUUCAUGUAAAAUGUGUUUUAUUUUCAUGUGAAAAUAUGCUUAUGGAAAAAAAACAAUCUUAUUUUGUGCCAAGAAACUGAAGCUGCUGAAGCUGAGAUUGAAAGUUCUCAUGUUUGUGACUGAAUCUUAUUUGCAUUCUUACAUAUCAUACACAUCUCUGAAGACCUCAUUGAUUAAGUGUCCCCUUCGGUCCAGUCCUGUGUUUCUUGAGUAAUUUAAUUAGAGCCUCAUGAAGUCUGAAUACAAAAACACUGUGUGUGGUAACUGCUCUUGCACAAAUGUUAAAGACAUGCAAAAUCAAUGGCCUAAUUCAACAUUUGCAUUUCUAAUGUUGACAUUUUCUAAACUUUAAUCCCCGUGAGCUGGGUGCCACUCUCCAUAGCCCCAAACAAAUUAUGAAUACAAAGAGGGUUAAACAUGACCCUCAAAUUGGACCAUUAACUUGUUGAAUCAAAUCUUUAAGUAUUCAAAUCCACUUAUUGAUGCGACUCUCUGCCUUAACCUCUUAUUAGCAAGACUUAAAUCUCUGUCUUCACAGAGAAACGUUUGGUCAGAGUCACAUGGAAUCUUGCUCUGUUUGGUACCAAUGUGCUUCCAUUGCAGUUACUAUUAACACGAAUAAACAUAUAAACUUCUCUUGAAUUGUUUAAAACUAAUGUACCUUCUUGGUUUUUUGUGUCCUUAUUAAGAUGGUAUCUGGAUUCGAUAUAUAAAGAUGGAAACAUGGUUGUCAGACUCUGAAAAAAAGAUUCUACCCACCGUAAUGAUAGACUGAGUAGAUUGUUUCUAGUUAAAUUGAUGUUAUUAACAGUGAACACUGUUUACCUCGACUAAAGGGGUGUUUGAGUGGGAGAGAUGGAUUUUUGUUGCAGCAAAAGUCAUCAGCAGCUGGUUCCUACUUGAAGCUCUGGAGUAAUGACAUGGGGGACGAUCUCAGCAGUGCUUAUGCUCAGUACAGUAUGUAUCCUCUGAUCUUUCUCGCUGUGCUGUUGCAUGACCGCCAAUCCUGUUAUUGUGGAACACCAGCAGCUAUCUGUUCUCACCCUAAAAACAUGCUGACCAAAAGGAAUGUGGUGCUUUUAAAUAUUAGGCUGUGACAAAACCCUCUCCAUGGCUAAUCACCGAAAUGUUGCUUCCAUUACUGCCACCACAAUAUUAUUCCGACAAAUUUGAAUGUAUUUGUAAAUGAACUUUAAAUCAAUGACUAAUGAAGACCAUGCUGGGUGUCAUUCUGAAAAUCUUGGAGCAUCACUUUCUUCUUUCUACUUGAAGUCAAAAAGUUAAGUCAGCAUAAGUUAUUGAAGAUGUGGAAUUGCCUCAGAAACUACACUCCUUGUUUUACACUCCUUACUGAGUUUCUCUCUGGAUGCUAAAAGCAGUUACUUUAUUUUGACCUAAACACACUGAAGGGGUCGCAGCAGUUUUUUUUGUUCAGAAAAAAAGAGAAAGUCCUUGGUCCAGCACCAGUGCCCCACUUAAUUAACACUCUGCUCUGCUUAUUGCACCUUUGUAUUUGCUCUUUUAUCAAGAGAGAGUUCCUGAAGUAUUUCAAGCUCCAGUUUACAGACCAAUAAGUACUCAGCCUACUGGAUCACAUUUCCCUUUGGGAACUCUGUUCUCUUGAGCCCCUUUUCCAAAUCCCUGUUUAAUGUAAUGCUCUUAUGAAGAUAAGCGGAAUGAGCUGUGUUUUAAUGACUUUUUUUGUGUCUCCAUUUCUCCUCCCUUUCCUUUGACCUCAUGACCCCUUACUUUCUGUCUACUUUGUGGGCCUCUCCAUUUUCUUUUUCUUUCUUUUUAACUUUCUGUAACCUUUCCUCCUCUCUCCUAACCCUUCGCCACUGUCUUUUCUCUCUUUCCAUUCCUUUCUUCACUUCAUGUUGCCCUCAUUUUUCACUCUCUACGCUAUACCCUUCCAUUAUGUCACCCUUCCAACCUCCCCCAUUUACCUCCUCCUAUUGCUUCCCCCUCCCCCUUCUGCUGUCAGACAUCCGCCUGCGUGUCCGGGCCGAGUACCUGGAGCAUGAGUCGGCCCUCCGUGACGGUGUGUCCUCGGAUAAACAGCAGCCCCUGGAGCGGCAGUUUGAGUUGUUCAGCCAAGCCAACUCGCUGCUUCGUGCCAGAGACCUGGGUUCUAUCGUCUGCGACAUCAAGUUUACAGAGCUGGACAACCUCGAGGCCUUCUGGGGUGACUACCUGAGUGGAAAUCUGCUGGAGGCCCUGAAGGGAGUCUUCAUCACUGACUCCCUGAGGAUGGCAGCAGGUAUGGAGGGUGUCCGCCUGCUGAUCAGUGUGGACCAGGAUGACUACGAGGAGGGCCGGAAGGUGCUAAGGGCAAGGAGAACAAUGUCAGCCAGUUAUGGUGGGCGUGCAGAGACUUACUGGUCUGUAUAGGCCGAUAAGACUCUGUGGAUUUUGUAUUAUAAUAACUCUAAAGAAUGCAUUAGUAGUCAGUGCUGUUGAAAGAACAUGGUUGCAUGCGAAUUAGGAAGCGUUUUUCACAGCCUCCUUUUGUAUUUGCAAUCUGUGUUAGUACCACAAGGUGGCAGCACGAGCCAUUGGUUCUUUGAGUUCAUAACAGGCCUUACAUUUUUCAAAACUGUAUAUCUAUGUAUAAACAUUACCAUUAUUUGUGAUAAAUGAUUUAAUAAUUUAUCAAUGUGCUUUCCUUUUGGAUUCAUGCACAGGUGCUAUUUUCUAGGACAUCAGGAUGAAAAAGGAUGUAGCAAGAGUUUCCAUCUUAGUCUCAGUGAGAACAGGAGCAAGCAAGCCUGUGCCUCAAGAUCAUGUGGUAAGCCAAAACAUUAAAUGAUUAAGGUGAGGACGGUUGUGCUUACUCGAAUUAUUGAAAAUUUUCCUCAUAAAGAAGGACAUGUUUACAAACUCUGUGGGCAACAAGAAGACCAAACUCCUAAUCAAGCAUUAUUAACAGUAAUGUUUAAACUCGAGAAUGGACACUCCACUUUCAGUACGACUCUCUAAAGUGUCAAAUCCAAACACACCUUUAGAGGUGAUAAUAAAGCCUUCACAGUUUGACAGCUGGUUGAUUUUCUUUUUCGGUUCAGGGUAAUAAAGCCAACAGGCACUGUCUGUAUUUGGUUAUUUAAAGGAAAGUAAAUCCUUCCAAAAUAAAAAAGUUCCCGUUCUUUAAAAGAAAUUUGAAAGCACUGAGCGCAGAUAGAAAACUGACCUUUGUGUAUAACUUUGGAGGGCCUAGUCCAUCCAAAUACACCUAGAUAACAAACAUUGGGAUUCUCAGCCCUGUGUACCACGAUAACCCAACUUGUGAUUGCUGUGGUCAGUGGAUACAGCAGCUGCUGGUAGAUGACAGCAGUGAUUAGGGCUAGGCCUCAGCAGACCAUGGAAGAUUCAUCAUCCAAAGCUUGUCAACAGCAACCGGGAUAAUGCAAUGGUGACUUGUGCCCGGGCUUCCAGCUAGGCCUCAGCAAGUGCUUCUCUCAGCAAGUAAAGCACAGGACAGUGCGUCGGUCAAUAGAAGUGAUGUUGGAGAGAUCAAAAUCAAAAGUGCAUAUCCCAGCUCCACUCAGCCCUGCUAUGUAGGCCCAGUAGAGUGGCUCACAGACAGCUGUCUACUCACCCUGCUGGAACUAAUGCCUGGACUUCACUCAUAGAAGAAGAUCAAUAAGGCCCCUCCUCUAAGUCCCUUCAUACAGGCUCAACUUAAGCAGGCAGACUUGCUGCUGUCUGAAGUGCAGAGCCCUGCAGUGCCAGGCAGAGGAAAAGACAAUGGACUCAUUUUCAUGUUUUCCUUUAUUUAUGUUUAUGAUGAACUAAUUUGUUAAUGUUUACAAGGAGUAGUAUUGUUUAAAAAAGGAGAAAAAAAACUACUAAUUCAGGGGAACAUUUUUGUUAAUAUUUAACUUGCUUUGGUAUGGCAAUUCUUUUUGUGUAAAUCUUUCUAUAUUGGACUUUAUUUCUGGUGAAUAAUAAAGGUUUCAUGGCCUAAAAA
This is a messenger RNA of Xyrichtys novacula (pearly razorfish), 12966 nucleotides long. The record is from the annotation of a GenBank genome assembly. NCBI's taxonomy places the organism in Eukaryota, Metazoa, Chordata, Actinopteri, Labriformes, Labridae.